AUGACCCUCACUAACCUCCGUCUUGCCGCGCGGCAGAAGAAGGCCAAUCGCCGCAGGGCCGUGCCCGCCUUCAGCCCCGCCAGGCUGCCGUGGGCCCAGAUCAUCGCCGGAUACAAAGCUGCCAACAAACCGGCGCCGCCCGUAAGCUCGGUUGAGCUGCCGACGAUCAACGCUCCUCAGCUGGCCAUCACCUGGCCGUUUGAGCUGCCGAGUCCCCGUGCCGAUCUCGGUCUGAAUGGCCACCUCUGCGCGCCAACCCCGGCCCACGUUGUGAACACCAUCGACCUGCCGCUCGACAAGAAGCUGAUCUCAACCCUGCCCCUUCUCCGUCAGCCGCUUCUUGCCAUCUGCGCUCCUCCGGCACCGCCAGUGUUGAAGGGUGGCGCUGACUUUGCCGUGUUGAUGGGCAGCCGGUACUUCGACCAGUUCCGCAACACUCCAUCCGCCGAAAACUCUGCAUCCACGACUUCGACUGUCUCUUGCCGCCACUUCUUCAGCAGCGCCUCAACGGUUUCGGUCGACUCUGAUGACGGCUACAUGGCCGAUUUGGAGUCGCCGAUUGGCUCGGUGCAGUUCGAAUCGCAGGCCCACUUCUACGAGUACGACGCGGAGACGACUGAGGAUUCGGAGCUAAGCACGCACUCGUCGGCCGGCCGUACGCCAAUCCCAACCUCGAUCGAGUCGCAGGCCUCGCAUACCAUUUCCAACGCGUCGCUGAUUGGCACCAGCUUUUAUCCGAAUGAGGUCGAUGGCUGCGACUGCUCGGCUUGCUGCCGUGUCAUCUUGUCGAUGGCCGCAUGCCCGCUGGCGAUGCAGCAGCUGAUGGCUCGCAGCAGCAACUCUAGCAUCACCACGGCGGCCACUUCCAUCUCGUCGCUGCUGCUUGACUUCUACGCCGAUGGUGUCGAGGGAUGUCACUGCAAGGCCUGCAGUGAUGCCAUGAAGGUGCUGGCCUCGUGCCCGAUCGCUCAGCAGAAGCUCCUCCGCCAGAACAGCAACACGUCGAGCUCCACGGAAUCGACCUCAGAUCUCAGCACCGAAUACAGCUACACUCGCUCGGUGUCCUCGGCGUUCUUCACAAUCCCCGCACCCGUGCCUUCUGAUUUGGCCCGGGAGCCUGUGGUGGAUGCUGAGAUGAACCCUUGGGCAGGGCUCCCGCUGCCAAUGCCACGAACCCGUGAGGUCAUCCAGCAAUCGUUGGACUAUUGGGAGAAGUGCCAGCUGAUCUGCGCGGAGCGGGUGCGCUCGACUAACGCGGCGUUGGCCCGCCUCAACACUGACGGC
Messenger RNA from Mesorhabditis spiculigera, 1284 nucleotides. The record is from the annotation of a GenBank genome assembly. NCBI's taxonomy places the organism in Eukaryota, Metazoa, Nematoda, Chromadorea, Rhabditida, Rhabditidae.